Molecule: messenger RNA, 589 nt
Organism: Vigna umbellata (rice bean)
Lineage: Eukaryota; Viridiplantae; Streptophyta; Magnoliopsida; Fabales; Fabaceae
Source: RefSeq, a predicted model, not a curated record
GAUAUAUCAAUAAUAGCAUGAUGUGAAGCAGAGUAUGGGAUGAUAAGAUUGCUCACCACACGUCUCUUAAUCUUUCGAAUGUCAUUCUCUUUUAUUUUGUUUCUUUCUCGCCUUCUCUUCACUCUUCAGCAUAAGCACAACCAUGCCGUCUUCAACCGAAACUCUCCUAGAACGUGCUCGUCCCUUCCUCCGCGGGGAGCUCCAAUCCAUCGAUGAAAACCUCCCUUCGCUUGUCGGCGUCCUGCAGAGCGUGGGCGCUGGAGAGUGCUGGCACAAACAUGGCAGCUUCCUUCACCACCUUCUCGAUAUAUAUCGCAUUCUCACCCUCUGGAAAGCCCCUCACUCCGUCUGCCUCUGCGGUCUCUUCCACUCAGCCUACUCCAACUCCUACGUCAACCUCGCCAUCUUCGACCCUUCAACUGGCCGUGAAGUUGUUUGCCGCCACGUGGGCCACCAAGCCGAGGCUCUCAUCAACUGUCGUGUGUAGUUCCCCGGCAGCCCUCAUCCACGACGACUUCUCUCAGUACUCCGAUCAAGAACUCGUGCAACACCUUGCCGAGUCAGAGAAUCACUCAGGAACGCCAAAGAG